This is a messenger RNA of Gavia stellata (red-throated loon), 1801 nucleotides long. RefSeq names its product methyl-CpG binding domain 4, DNA glycosylase (gene MBD4). The transcript has 8 exons. NCBI's taxonomy places the organism in Eukaryota, Metazoa, Chordata, Aves, Gaviiformes, Gaviidae. The record is from RefSeq and is a predicted model, not a curated record. Gene Ontology annotation, cellular component: nucleus. Gene Ontology annotation, molecular function: pyrimidine-specific mismatch base pair DNA N-glycosylase activity; DNA binding. Bases 1 to 1620 code for a protein of 539 amino acids. Gene Ontology annotation, biological process: DNA repair.
AUGGCGGCGCCGGAGCCGGCUGGCGGCCUCCCGGGCGGCAGCCGAGAUGGGUCGGCGGUAGAGGCGGCAGGGCAUCCCGGCCCCAGCGGCGGGGGCACCGGCGCCGCGGCGGAGAGGGGGCUUGCGAGGAAACCCGCGGCGGCCGGGCCCAGCGCCGUCCCCGGCGGCUGGCAGAAGGUGACCAGGCGGAGGCAGUCGGGCAGGACGGCAGGGAGGAUCGACGUGCACUUUGUCAGUCCUGAAGGAAAUAAGAUAAGAUCAAAACGUGCACUUGUGGAGUAUUUUCAGAAAACUGGGGAGACGACGCUAAAAGCAGAAGAUUUUGAUUUUACAGCUCCUUAUCAGAGGAGUACCCGUUCGAGGGUGAAAAGAUACAGCACAAAAGCUGCGAGAACUGUUUCAGAGAACGAGGAUUGUCACAGUCAAGAGCAAGGCCUCAGUAUACAAAACGGUGAAGAGGAUAGAAUUCGAAAUGUUCAGACUGGAAACGAACACCUGGAAGACAUUACACCCACUCGUGAAAGCAAAGAUUUGAUCAUGAAAGGCAUAAACCCAGAGGACUGUUUGAAAAACAAAAAGAAGGGGGCAGGUCAAAAAAGCACUCAGAAUAAGAAAACUGGAAAGAGCUCAGAAAAGAGGAAUCAAGAUGAUACCCCAAACAAAAGACAGAGAAGAGUACGUAACAAACAGGAAACUGAGUGCGUUCAAAACAAGAAAUUCUGUAGAAAGAUAGAUGCAUGUGUCGCUGAUAGUCAGGGCGUGGAUGAUCAGAAUGCAGACCCUAUGGACGCAGGAAAAACACGGUUAAGAAUUUCCACGUCACGGUCAGACACACAGCUAAGGUCAGUGACAACUCGCUCACAAAGGCAGUUGGAGAGCCUAGCAGAGGAGGAACGUGUGGAGACAGGUUCUAAUGACGCAUCUUCUGCAAAAUCUGAGGAGAAAACCAAUGUAUUGAAAAUAGGGAAAGAGACACAUCGAGGGAAUUUGGGUAACCAGGAUUUUAAAUCUGAAGCAGAUGCUAACGUCUUGCAGCCGUGUGACAAGAAAAACUUCACAGCAGUUAAAAUGCUGCCAGAAGAGUCUAUCCCACGAACACAAGUGAUUAGGAGGAAAACGAGCCCAUAUUUUUCAAGUAAAUACAGUAAAGAAGCUCCCAGCCCACCUAGAAGGAAGGCCUUCAGAAAAUGGACUCCUCCACGUUCUCCUUUUAAUUUGGUCCAAGAAACACUUUUCCAUGAUCCUUGGAAACUUCUGAUUGCAACCAUAUUUCUCAAUAAAACUUCAGGUAAAAUGGCAAUUCCUGUGCUCUGGGAGUUCCUUAAGAAGUAUCCUUCUCCUGAAAUAACCAGGACUGCAGACUGGAAAGAAAUGUCAGAGCUGCUCAGACCUCUCGGCCUCUACGAACUCAGAGCGAAAACUAUCAUCAAGUUCUCAGAUGAGUACCUGAGCAAGCAGUGGAAGUACCCCAUUGAGCUGCACGGGAUCGGGAAGUACGGGAACGACUCCUAUAGAAUCUUCUGUGUCAACGAAUGGAAGGAGGUACAGCCGCAGGACCACAAGUUGAACGUGUACCACACGUGGCUCUGGGAGAACCGGGAGAGACUGAGCAUAGACUGAGAAAGGCCGUGAGCGCACCUCGCCGCUCUCCGACUCGCUCUCCGUGCCGCGGGCGUCCUUGCAGUGCUGCUCCGAUCAUCGGGUUCUUAAUCUACGUCCGUGUGUGGCCUACCCGGCGCAGGUCACCGCGCAAUGAAACGUGUGAAAUCUCCGUAUUUUUUAAUAAACGUGUCCCGGUUUC